GCUGAACUCUGAGGAGCAGGUGCCAAACCGAAACUACCCGCAUGUAAAUUUAAUAUCCAGUUUUCAAGACAAAGCUCGCACAAAGCAUAACAAGCUUAGAGUUAGAGUGAGCUCUUCCUGUUAUCAAGUUAAAAUAAUUACUGUUAGUAUAGUGACUUAAAAGUGUGAUAUUAUUCACAGAGCCUCUCUUCAGUUGCAGAAGGUGAAGUGAUGCCUCAAAUCACUGCUGGUGUAAUUAUUCAGCUGACACUCCUUCUGUCAGCUCUACCUGCGCAAUAUCUCAUUUCCAAAUGGACAAGUGGGACAGCAGCACAACGUCACAUCGCUACGCAGAGAAUCCUGGAGACAUGGGGAUUCAUGAGAAAAUCCUACUUGAACACAGCAGUUUGGGUCGAGUGGCUCCAUUCUUGGAUUCCUAAACUACCGUUCUUUGAAGAGGAGGCUGACCAACAGCAUGCACUGGAGGAAGCACUUGCGAUCGAGCUGUUAAUGCAUGAUAACAAGCAUGGCUACUUUGCAGUCUCAGGUGAGGCACGAAGUCCCAGGCCAGCAUAUGUGCUGCACCGAGUAGGUCAGGUUGUUAUAGACACACAGAAUCACAUGGUGGGGGUGAUAGUGGGCUGGGAUGCAGGACUCAGAGCUCCCCCAGAGUGGAUCAAGAGAAAGAAAUACACAGACUCAGAGCUGGAGAGGGCCAAGAACACUCCACAUUAUAGAAUUCUUUUCAGCGGACCUGAUUCCUUAUCACUAGUGAUUGGAUACAUUCCUCAGUAUAAUGUGAAGCUCUUCCGUGGCUUUAAGCCGGACAUCCCUACUCUAGAGCAGUAUUUUUCACACUUUGAUGGGGAAAAGUUUGUUAUGGAGGAGUGGUUGCAAGAAAUCUACCCCAAUGACUGAAAGGACAUCAAAAUUUGAGAGUGAAGAAUGUUACAGGUUUAAAAGGAAUCUGCACCUUUUAUUACCCUUCAUUGACAGUGUAAAUUCUUUUAAAACAAUGGAAGCAUUUUAAAUAAGACUUUUGUUCUACCUUAAGUGCCUUUCAGAAGGAUUUAGUAGCUUUUAACAGGGUUGUUGUGUACACUUCUGUUCAUAAUCUUAAAUACAAGGCUACGUAGAAUAUGUAAUUUAUUUUGAGAAUGAUUCUGUCUUGUGGAAUACAUGUACAGUAAAUAUGUUUUGCAGCUUCCUCAGGGCAGUGUUAAAUAUAAAACAAACUACAUUUAAAUUAUAAUUUUAAUUGGGCUUCUAUGUCAGUGAAAAAUGCAAAAGAACUAAAUUAAGUGCUUUUAUAUUAUGCCACUGGAUCAAAAUACAUGCAGAUUGACCUGACUUAAAUUAAUGAAGGAAUGGUUCACAGAAUUAGUAAAUCUUAUUUAGAGUUAUUAAUAGGAUAUAUUUAUUUAAAUAGAAAAUAAUAAAAUAUAAUAAAAAGAUGACAUGUGCUGUGUUUAUGGUGUAAAACAUCAGUAUUGAGAAUGCUAAGUAUUAAACAGUGUUCCAUAAAUACAAUCAUGAACUUUAUUAAAGUUUGUUUAU
Myxocyprinus asiaticus (Chinese sucker) is the source of this 1536-nucleotide messenger RNA. RefSeq lists its product as uncharacterized. Bases 211 to 897 code for a protein of 228 amino acids. The transcript is spliced from 7 exons. The record is from RefSeq and is a predicted model, not a curated record. Gene Ontology annotation, molecular function: DNA binding. NCBI's taxonomy places the organism in Eukaryota, Metazoa, Chordata, Actinopteri, Cypriniformes, Catostomidae.